Messenger RNA from Condylostylus longicornis, 5908 nucleotides. It is a transcript of the gene Atx-1, whose product is annotated as transcription factor mef2A. The transcript is spliced from 7 exons. Bases 863 to 4261 code for a protein of 1132 amino acids. Gene Ontology annotation, biological process: regulation of DNA-templated transcription. Lineage: Eukaryota; Metazoa; Arthropoda; Insecta; Diptera; Dolichopodidae. The record is from RefSeq and is a predicted model, not a curated record. Gene Ontology annotation, molecular function: protein binding; RNA binding.
AAAUUUUCAUUUUUGACACAUGAAAGUGAAAAUUUUAUGAUGAAAAAUUGUGAAAAUUUUGUGCUUUUUGUUUUUUAUAAAAAAGUUAUUAAAAAAAAUUAAAUUCUUGUUUUUAGAGUGAAAAAAAAAUCGAAAACGCCAACGUAAAUGAAAUGCCGGAAAAUGUACAAAAAGAAAACUUUAUUUUCUUUGAUUAUUCAAACAGAACGCGCUUCUUAUAUGUGGUGGAUAUUGUAUUUUUAUGCAUUUACAUAUGUACAAAAACCUUUUUUUCAUAUCUAAGAUUAUGUGGUUACUAAUGCCAAUAACAGUUUAACGGUAAAUAAUGGUGAAUGAAAAUGUUUUAUAAUUUUUUUUUCUUUCCUUUGUUUGUUUGCUUGUUUAUUCUCCGGAUAACAGAGUUAUGUAAGAAAAAAACAACAUUCUAAAAUAAAAUUUGAUUGAUGAAAAAUACUUUAGUAACAAAUAUUUUAAAAAACAACAACACUGCAACAAAAAAAAAAAUGGAGAAAAUUGAAUCAUAAAAAGAAAAAAAAACAAAAGAAGAAGAAGAGCAAGGCAAUAAAAAAAUCUCUAAAGGAAAUGAAGGCACACAUAAAAUCUUUUUAUUAAUAAUUAUGCAGCAAGAUACUAACAAACAAUAUGAUGCAAACUUCAUCUAGAAUUAACGUAAUUAUAUAAAUAUAUAAAAUAAAAGAAUUCGAAAUAAACUUUAAAGAAAAUUUGGCAAUUGAAAAGCUGUACGAGUCAAAAUAAUCUUCACAAUUUACCAUAAUACUAAAACGAUCUCAAAAAAAUAGAGAGCAAUUAAUUUUGUUCUCUAUAACUACAACACAAGCAAACAAUUUUGUAAUAUUUGCCGAUGUUAUCUGCUGUUGAAACAUUUGGCCCAGCAGCUGCAUCCGCAACAAAUGCAUACGCAGCCGCCGCAGCUCAACAACAUCAGCACCAUACAAGCCACCAUCACCUUCAACAUCAACAUCAUCAUCAUCAAUUAGCUCAUCAUAAUCCGUUUGCACUGGCAGCAGCAGCAGCCGCGGCGGCAUCGGUAGUAAUGCCUCCAACACAAGGACAAACUGAAACAAAUCAACUAAGUUUAGAUCAUUAUUCGAUUGCUGGACAUGGUCCUUUGCUGACACAUCAUCCACAUUUAAAUUCACACCCACAUCAUUUGAGUCAUUUGAAUCACUUAACACAUCCAAGUGGUAUUUACUUAUCUUCAUUACCAUCUGUUAUUCCACCUUCAACAACAGCCGCCGUUACCUCAUCAAUGAGUUUCUUACACCAACAGCAACAGCAUCAAUCGGUUACAACAUCAACCCUGUUACAAUCGCCAUCUUUAUCUUCUUCUGUUUCUUAUUCAAAUUCUUCAAUUAAUUCAACUAUAUCACCGUGUUCAUCACCAGCAAAGUCGCCUUCUUCUUCGACAAUACGUUCAAACAAAGACUCUAUUAACGCUAGUAGUGUAAUAAACAACAACAAUAGUCAAAAUAAUUUAACGAUUGAUAGUAAAAAAACAUCUUCUGCUAUGUCUAUUACUGAGUUUGCCAGACCACACCCAAAACAACCUCGUUAUAGCAAUGCCUCUAAUGGCAUUAAUAUUAAUAGUAAUCUAAAUAGUAACAACAAUAACAUUAGUAAUAGUUCUUCUAAUAAUAAUAGUACAAUUGGAAGUAAUGGAAUUCCUCUACUUGGGCGAAAAAUUUCAUCCCCAUUGUCUGAAACCGUUAAUGGUUCCAGAAAUUCUUUGUCAAAAUACUCAAACGAACCGCCACAAACUGGGCCAGUUAAUCUUGUCACAAAUAAUAAUAACAACUCUAAUUCUAGAGACUAUAGCAAAGGCUUCAACAAAGAAACGAAUAAUAAUAAUCGUAUAACACCACCUACUGCAAUAUCUGAUUUAGAUUUAAAAAAGACUUCAGUCUCAGCUGCUGAUAUCACAUCGUCGAAUGAAAUAAAAGACAACUUAUGUACAAUGACAAACAGUUAUUAUUCACAAAAAAUACAAUUCACGCCACCACCACCAACAUUGGCUGCCGCAUAUCAAUUUAAUUAUCCACAUUUGUAUGCCAGAGGAGGAUUAUAUGGAACUUCAGCUCUCUAUUCAGGUCAUCACUCACCAUUAAAUGGACGCAACAGAUCUCCAGCAUUUUUAAAUUCUGCUCAUCCUGAUUUACAACCGUUUUCACCUUAUAUAUCACCGACAGUAGUUUAUAGUCCGCCUAACUCAAAUACGUCAACAACACACGUUGCAACCAAUGCUGUAUCAACCUCAUUAAUACCACAACAGCCUGUAUCAUCAUCAUUGGCGAUAACAAAUUCAGCAAAUAUGAAUUUGACCAAUGAAAACCUACCCAAGUCACCAUCUCAACAACAAAUGCCAUUGCAAUUACCUUUGUCACCAUCACAACAAAAUUCACCAAAUUCACAGCAACAAUUAUUACCACCAUCUUCAUCAUCACAAAAUUUUAUGCAACAAUCAUCUUCAUUGCCACAGUCAAAUUUUAUUACUGCUGUUGAGCAACAACGAGCUUUGCUUGGACAAAAUAGCUCACAACAUCACCAAACAUCCUAUUAUCAUCCAUAUCACCAAACAGAUAAAAACGGGGGAAGUGGAUUGAAAUUAUCUACAAAUAAUAAUAACUCCAAUGAUAAAAAGUCGCACCAGAGUAAUAAUGAUGGUGCAAGUUUUAAAGUGCCAUCUGGUAAAGAAGGAUCUCUUAAGCAUAGAUUUUUGACUAGACCAAAAUCUGAUCGUGAUUUGAGAAGACGUUCACCAAAUUCAGUAAACAGAAGCCCAAACAACAGUAGUGGAAACCAUUCACCAAGUAACUUUACAAAAGGGUCUUAUAUUGAGUUGGCUAAUGGAUUAUUACGUCGCGUUGAAGAUAUGAGAACUGAAGAUUUUUUAAAUUCAGCUGAAAAGUCUGAGCGUCACCAAAUAAUUGAUUCCACUGUUGUAAAAAUUUCAAAUACUCUAAAUAGUGUAAUUAUUACAUUUAGUUACGAUAAAAAUCGAUCUAAGGCUGAUAUAGACGUUUCUCAAGAGCAUCCGUUUUUUGUAUAUGGUCAAGGAUGGGCAUCGUGCAAUCCCGAUUUAUCUCUCCAAAAUUUUGGUUUAAAAUGCAAACGUUUACAAGUCGGUGACGUUUGUAUAUCGUUAAUUGAAACUUCAAGUCCAACAACAUCAUCGUAUUCGUCGUCAUCUUCGCUGUCUUCCCUUUCCACAUUAUCAGCAGGAAAAAAUCCAAGCAGCUCUUCAUGUAGUAGCUCUUGUUCUUCAGAUUCUUGUAUAACAAAUUCACCGUCAGCAUCCCCAAUUAUUGACGUAACAACGGUUGUGCCUCAAAAUUUAACCACAACUAGUGCAUCAGUAACACGCCCUACUAUUGAAUUAAAUACUGCAAUAGACAUAAAACAUCAAGAAUCCCAGUAUAAUCAUAAUGCAUUGCAGCAAAUGUCUUCAUAUGAUGCCCACAAUAAUUUACAACAGACACAUUAUAACCAACAUCAAACAAAAUUAACGUCAUACGAUGAAACGAUCUCGAAGCAUCAAGCUAACAAUAAUAAUAAUCAAAGCGAAAGUAAUAAAAAUAAUAAUAAAAAUAGUAAUAAUGAUAAUGGUAAUAUUUCAAACAAUGCUUCUUUACAUUUAAAAAACGAAUUAAAUAACAAUAAUAGUGAUCGUGAUAUAGUAAAUAAUCAACAUCAUCAUAAUCAGCUAUCGCCACACCAUCAAAAUUUAGACAGUUCUCAUCGUCUAACUGGAAAACAUUCAAGUCAUUCUGAUAGUCAUUAUUUAAUACCAUCAGCACUACAACCACCACCUCUACCAUUACAAUCGCCAAUCGUUACUCUACCACAUCAACAACAACAGAUUAAGUCAACGGCAACAAAAAAUGUUGAAUUUACAUUUUCUUCAAGACCAAUUCAUCAUCAGCAUUUGCACUUACAGCAACAGGAACAACCAUUUUAUUUAGGUAAAUCAGCAACAUUUCCUCCAAUUUCUCGUAGUGCUUCACCACCAUCCCAAUCCGUGUUUAAUCAUCAUCAUUGUCAACAGCAAAAAGCUUUAGAAUCCCAUAAUAUACCAACAUAUGACCCCGAAAUCACUAUAUCACGUAAAAGGAGAUGGUCGGCACCUGAAGAUAAAUGCGGGGAUGACAACGGUAACAAAAUUGAAAACAAUAACGGAGAACGUCGAAAAAAAUUUAAUGCAUACGAAACAAAUAAUAAUCUGAACAGUGAAAAUGACAAUUGACUGCCAAAUCAAAAAUGAAAUAUAAAAAACAGAAAAAAAUUGCUGUCACAAUAGCUUUUUUAGUUCAAUAAAAUAUUACAAAAAAGUUAAUAUAAAUAAUGCAAAAAAAUGUUUGUAUGUAUAUCUGUAUAUUUAUAUAUACAUAUACAAAUAUUAAAUAUAUUUACAAAUUUAAUCAAAAACUAAAAUUAUAAAACUUUUAGGUUAGGUGUUAAAUUGUUUAACAUAUUGUUAAAAAAAUUAUAUAGUAGAAGCAUACAAAAAAUGUUUAAGGACGAUGUGCAUUUUAAGGUUUCAAAAUAAUAAAAAAAAUAUAAGAGAAGAAAAAUUAAAUUAUACUUGUGCAAAACAAAUUUACAAAUUAUUAAUACAUUUUUUAAAUUUUAAUAAUGUUUUAACAAACAAAAUGUAAGAAAAUUGGGAAAAUAAUAUUUUCAUAGAAAAAUAUAAACAUGAAUAAAAAAUAAAAUUUAGAAUCAAUUAAAACUGUAUAUAUCAAUAAGGAAUAAUACAAUAAAUUUAUAUUAUAAAAAUUGUAAAAAUUGAUACAAAAGAAAAAUUUCAAAAUAUUUCUAAUACAAAUUGUACAAAAGAAAAAACAAUUCUUAAAAAUAAAUAACAAAUUCUACGUAAAUUGUAAAAUCAAAGCAAAUUUACAUAUGUAUAUUAAACAUCAAAUGAAAAAAAAUCUUUUUAAUAUUGUAAAAUGUUCUUCCUCCUUAGAAAAAACUCUUUUAUCUGAAAUUGGAAAUGGAAAUUGUAAAAAGUAAUCAAAGGAAUUCUUAAUUUUGAUUUUUCUUGUUGAUUUACACUUGAGUUUGGUUAGCAAACGAACACUCUCUUUGUGCAAUCCGUGCGGAAAAUUAGAUUUCGAAUUCCAAAAUUUAGUUAUUUCGCUUAACGAAUGACUAAAAAUUACAUUCAUAUGUAUGUAUAUAACAAACGCCAUAAUUAAAUGUUAUUGUAUUUUUGGAUUAAAAUUAUUUCUUUUAUAGCCCUAUAUAAAUUUUUGUGUAAAUACGUGUAGAAACAUACUAAUAUAUGCGAUUUCUGUGUUUUACAUCUGCUCGGAGCUCUUUCGAGCACUCUGAAAAACAACAUGAAAAAUUUCUAUUGUGAAAAUUAAACUUCGCGUAUUCCAUCACAACACUUAAUUAUUAAUAGGCAUCAAGGGAAAAACUCUUGAUUAUUUAAUGUUCACCGAACACAACAUUAAAAUGGUCAUUCCUAGAUUCAUACUAACAAGCAAAAAAUGCAAACCUUCUUUAAAUUUUUGGCACUUAAAACAAAUCAACUUAAUAAAUUAAAUUUGCAAAAGUACACAAAUGACGCUACUUCUUAGAUCCAAUACAACAAUAUUAAAUUUAAAAAUUUUUUUAAAAGACUGUGAGUCUGUGGUGAUAACUUUUACCAAACUUAAAUUGAAUUGGUAUCACUUUUACAUUUGAUAUCAGUAAAUGCUUCAAUACUUUGUUCUAAAAUAUGAAAUAUUAUUAAUUAGAUUUGAACUUUACAUUCUACUUUUGAUAUUUCUGAGAAAGUCAAUUUCCAUUUCAUGCAAUUUUAUCUUCAAUAAUUUCACUUUUUUAAAGUCCUUUUAAAGAAAUUAUGGUUGCAAAAUCAGUCGUAAAUCAAUUAAAUCUUAUG